GAGUGAGCCAGGAUUACGUCCACGCUGGCCAACAGGAUCGUGCGUGUCUCUCCUGUGAAGGAACGUCGGCCGCUUUGGCCAUCCACCGCCCCCGGUGCUCUCCUGAGCUUGUCUUUCAGGUCUUUUCCCGUCUCCCCGGUUGUACUCAACCGGUACCACAUUGGAUCCGCCCGCAGGUUCCACUCGGCUGAACCAAGCUCGCAGGGUUGAGGGAAUGAGCGGGGGUUUGGGACGGCGUGAUGGGGACCCUGCGAUACCACCCGCUCGAGAACAGUCUUAAACCACGUGCAGCGUCCCUGGUCGCGUCGUGAAAAAUGCAGGCCCUCCCCACUCAUCUUCUUUUUCUCGCGGCGUUGUGGUUUUUAUACUCACUGAUCUGAUCACGGGCGCGGUCUCCGACUCUUUUGUUCGCCGUCACGCCGACUGUCCAUUCAGGGGCACCCCCUAUAACGGAUCCCCGCCAAGAUGGACUCGGAGAAGGAGAUUGCCCAGCAAGCCGAACAGGCUCGCGUCAACUCGUCUAAGGAUGGCGACCUCUCAGACGCCAGCGUGCCUGACUCGGAGCUUGAGUGGACCGAGGAGGAAGAGCGGGUGCUACGGCGCAGGAUCGACUGGCACACGGUGCCCUUGGUGACGCUGCUGUACAUGCUGUGCUUCCUCGACCGCAUCAACAUCGGUAAUGCUAGCAUCCAAGGACUGUCGGCGGAUCUCGCGCUAGAUCAGGGCGUGCGAUUCAACUGGGCGCUUUCCAUCUUCUACAUCGUCUAUUUGCUCGUCGAGGUACCCAGCAACAUCAUCCUAAAACACGUCGGCCCUCGCUACUACCUACCCUUCCUCGUCUGCGGCUUCGGACUAGUCUCGCUAUGCACCGCCUUUGUCCAUGACUUCGCGGGCCUCAUGGUCGUCCGGGUAUUUUUGGGUGUGUUUGAAGGUGGCGCGUUCCCCGGGUUGGCCUUCUUCCUCAGCUGCUUCUACAAGCGCAACGAGCUGCUCUUCCGCAUGGGCAUUUACGUUUCGGCCGCAUCCAUUGCCGGAGCCUUCGGCGGUCUGUUGGCCACAGGCCUGUCGAGAAUCCCGGAAUGGGGGGUUGCCUCGAUGCGCAUGUCCCGCUGGCGCAACAUCUUCUUCUUUGAGGGCAUCGUUACCAUCCUCGUUGGCCUUGCUGCGCCCAUCUGGAUGCCCACAACGCCGGGCGAAGCCCGCUUCUUAACGCCGCGCCAACGUCGCAUCGCAGCCGAGCGCCUCAUCCGCGAGAACAAGGCCGACCCGGCGGCCAAGGUGACGUGGAAGGAUAUAAAACACGCUGUCCUCUCCGUCCACAACUACACGUGCGCCCUAGGCUUCUUUCUCAUCAACAUCACCGUCCAGGGCCUGUCGGUCUUCAUGCCCACCAUUCUAAGGGACCUCGGGUGGACCGACACCAAAGCCCAGCUGUACUCCGUCCCCCCGUAUGUUGCCGCCUGCUUGGUCGCCAUUGCCGUUGCAUAUGGUAGUGAUAAAACCCACCAACGCGGCAUCUGGCUCGCCGCUUUUUCCUGCCUGGCCGUGAUCGGGUUCGCCAUCCUUCGCUGGGUCGAAGAACCAAACAUUCGCUACAUGGCUAUCUACUUUGUAACCGUCGGAGCGUUCCCAGGCGGGCCAGGCUUCCUAGCGUGGGCAAUUAAUAAUUCCGGCAGUCCGUCGGUUCGUGCUGUGAGCUCAGGUUAUGUGGUGACGCUCGGCACCAUCGGUGGUAUCGUAGCAACAUGGACAUACACGAAAAGCGACGCGCCAAAGUACUCUACAGGGCACAGCAUUAAUCUGGGGGGCCAGAUUGGGGCUGUUCUCCUGGCCAUCUUCGGCAUCUUCUACUGCAUGUAUGAGAACAAUGCAAGGGCCGCUGGCAAGCGGGAUUACCGUCUUGAAGGCUUGACCGAUCAAGAGAAGGAUAACCUGGGAGGCAAGCACCCGAGCUUCCGGUAUUGGACUUGAUUGGUGUGAAGAAAGCGGGCGGUCAGGGUUUCGUGUCUGGGAACAUGGGUUGGAGGGGAUUUUGCCACGGUUUGCCCUAAGACACUUCCGGCCGAUAGGUUGAUAUCAACUAUCAAGUUUUAGCUCCG
Chaetomium fimeti is the source of this 2099-nucleotide messenger RNA. Its product is annotated as major facilitator superfamily domain-containing protein. Gene Ontology annotation, molecular function: transmembrane transporter activity. Gene Ontology annotation, biological process: transmembrane transport. The record is from RefSeq and is a predicted model, not a curated record. The transcript has 3 exons. The coding region runs from base 466 to 1971 and encodes 501 amino acids. Lineage: Eukaryota; Fungi; Ascomycota; Sordariomycetes; Sordariales; Chaetomiaceae. Gene Ontology annotation, cellular component: membrane.